AUGUUUUUUCAAGUUUUCACUUUAUUAAGUUUCUUUCUGCUGGAUGCAGCAAUUGGUGUUCCAGUUAGACAAAAGAGAACCACUCAAGAUGCGCCCUGGAUUAAUCCAUGUGUUUCUAACGGCGCAAGUGGUGGUCAAGCUUUGCCACCAGGACUCCCUUCACCACCUACACAAGCGUCACCUAGUGUUAAGGAAUUAAUAGAAACAUUUCGAUACAGAAUAGAUGAUGCAGCAACCAAAUCAAACAGCCUAAGACAGACUAUGUUUACCGAGCGGAUAGGCAGUCUCCAACUCGAGUCAGUUUAUAAUGGAAUGCACAUUGAUGGUAUGCCGCUGAUUUCGGACAUUGAAGAAUGGCAAAAUUCUAAUGAUACAACCAAAGUAGUGAAAGCAGAUUAUAAAAGUUUGUCGAAAAUACUGGUGUUUAUGCAUCAAGUAAAAUUGGAUGAAAUAGAACAUAACAAUAGUACCCUUAAGAGAUAUAUAGAAGAUACAAUUAAUGAUAUUUAUAAUAGUUUAUGUACAUUACAUAAUCUCUUGUUUUGUCUGAAUGAUUCCAUUGACAGUCACGUGACUCGUGACAUCAUGCCACAAAGCCAACGAGAGAUCGUGUUAGUAUCGCUUCGCAAUCAACGAGAUUAUGUUAUUGCCAAGGAUACGAUGCAUUUUUUAUUUGCAUUGAAGGAUAGUUAUAUAUCCAUUUUGUCUCAAAUGUAA
This is a messenger RNA of Lottia gigantea (owl limpet), 717 nucleotides long. RefSeq lists its product as hypothetical. The record is from RefSeq and is a predicted model, not a curated record. The transcript has 4 exons. Lineage: Eukaryota; Metazoa; Mollusca; Gastropoda; Lottiidae. Bases 1 to 717 code for a protein of 238 amino acids.